Molecule: messenger RNA, 7545 nt
Organism: Acipenser ruthenus (sterlet)
Lineage: Eukaryota; Metazoa; Chordata; Actinopteri; Acipenseriformes; Acipenseridae
Gene: fbrs
Product: fibrosin
Exons: 18
Coding region: 1456-5799 (1447 amino acids)
Source: RefSeq, a predicted model, not a curated record
AAAUAUUGUCCGCUGUGUUUGUCGUGUUGACUUUACGUCCCCUGGCCUUUGGAAUUUGAACCAAGAAAAAUAAAUACCAUUUAUAUCUUUAUUUUUUGACAACAAAACCGAUUAAUAUAAUAAACGUCCUCUGACAGGACCACAUUUGUUCCGGUCUGUUUUACUGUCUUUCCGGUGUUGUUUCGCUGUAGUGAAAUCCACACAGUAAAGUUAAGAUAUUAUAAUAAUAAUAAGUAAUAUUUUUAAAAUAGUUUUAUUUUAUUUUUUAAAAACAGUACCGAGGCGUCGUUUCCUCCUCUUUUUUUUUGUUGAGACCUUCGUCUUUCUCUGAUUAAAUCAGACGUACACGAUUGACCAGCCAGUUAAUUAAUUAUUAUUAUUAUUAUUAUUAUUAUUAUUAUUAUUAUUAUUAUUAUUAUUAACACAGCUGAUUAAAUGACGUUCUGCGUGUCUCUGUACGCCCACUUGAAAUAUAAAAAUCGACUUUUGCAACAUCCAAACAAGAAAUAAUAAUUAAAAACACACCUAACUACCAUGUCCGUUUAUGCAUUUUAAGUAAAAUCAGCGUUAGUUUAAACGUAAACGAAUGGUCGGUGAAGGGAAAAAAAAGGAGUUUAAUUUAUUAUUUAAAAGAAAUAAACCACAAAAUAUGGCUCAAUAUAAAUACAUUUUUAAUUAAUUAGCCAGGUCUGACGACUCCAUGUUGCUUUUUUUAGUAAAAUCCGGAGAGGACGGGAGAGAAAUGCGGCGACGGGCCUCGACUAAGGAUGAAAAUUAGACAUUUUCUACCGCCCGAUUGGAAUAAAAAAAAGAAAAAAAAGAGAGAGGGAAAGACGAAAGGAAGGAAAUAUCCCCCCCCCCCCUCUCCGAUUCGGAAUGUAAAUAAAUCUCGGAGGGGGAAAUAAAAAAUUAAAUGAGUUUACUUUUUUUUUUUUAUAUAUAUACAAAAGGAAAAUAAGAGUCAGCCAGGUCCUGGUCGUGACUGCUUGUGUAAAUUGUAUAUAUAUAUAUAUAAAAUAAAUAAAAUAAUGCCAGCUAAGCCUUCGUGUCGUGUUGACCCAGGCAUAAUAAAUCGUUUUUUAAUACGUUUAUGGUGCUAUUUUCUAUCAAACUUCGUGACAGAACCAGCACAGUUACCUUAUUUUGAGAUGUGGUUUUAAAUGAAAGAAUAAAAUAAACAAACAAACACACCAAAAAAAAAAAAAAACACUGAGAAGAGUCAACGGUUUUUUUGUUUUGUUUUUGUUUUAUGGUUGAGAGAAAUACGCCGGUAUUUAAUAUUAAAAGAGUGGUCGUGUUUAACGUUUUUUUUUUUUUUUUUUUUUUUUUCAAAAGGAUACAAAACAAAAUAAGACCCCAUUUUUUUUGUGGUGUUGGAAAAGGGGGGGGGGGGGAAAGAGGUCGUGUCUCAAAAAAACGUUUAUUACAACCGGAGGAAGUCGGGAGUCGAUCACGAUGGAAGGCCCUUGUCGAAGCAGCGGCUCCCGGCAGAGCCGGAGAUCCCGGUCUCAGCGCGACCGGGAGCGGCGGAGGAGGAGGUCAUGCCUCGGCGAAACCCGGGCCUACUCCCCAUCCUCGGGUUCGGAGCGGGAGGAAGCCGCCGGACCGGGAGUUGGACCGGGCGGCGGAAGACUCGACGGGGGGGACAACAGGCCUGCAGCCCAUAACAAUAGACCAAGACCGCCGCGCCGGAGGAAGAAAAACUCGGUGUCCUGCGAAGAGGAUUUUAUAGACGGAUUCGCUAUCGCCAGCUUCAUCUCUUUGGAAGCGCUGGAGAAGGACGUAGCCCUGAAACCUCAGGAGCGAGCCCUGGUUUGGGAACGUCGCAUCGGGAAGAGAAAGCGACCGGAAGAACCAGGACUGGCCUCGGAGCCAGAGGAGAGGAGAGAGGGGGAGAGCUCGGAGUGGGAGAGAGCCAAAGUGGGAGAGCCUGGCCGAAGAGCUAAGAGGAAGAGGAGGAGGAGGAGGAGGAGGAGAGGGGGAGAGGGUUCUGGCCACGCCUUCUUGGAGACCGGUUAUGUUUGCGACACGGAGAGUGAUUCUGACGACAGGGCGUGUGAUGGUGAUUUGGAUCAGCCCUUCACAGUCUCCACAAGCACAGGUCCAGAAUCCGCGGUGAACGGUCCCACCCCCCUCAGCCUCGCCCCUCGUCUCUCCGUGACCCCCAAAAUAUCCGGCAUCCAACGCAGCCAGGAGAGAAACCAGGAACCAGACGGCGCCCCCUACCUGCCGACAGAGCCCCCGAACCUGCUCCCAGGCCGCCUGCACCCCCCGUCCUCCUCGCUAACCAAAGAGGCGCGGAGAGGAGACAGGCCUGCCCCCUUGCUGCUGGAGCCCCUGUGCAAUUACCACGGGGGUCACAAACACGCCCGGACCACCCUGAACCCCCAGUCGAACCCGAGUCCGGGGAAUCGCUCCACCCCGCAGCCCAAACCCCACGGCAAGGGCCUGCUGCAUCCCUUCGGCUCGGCUGCGCCCGCCCAGGCUGUGUACGGGACGGGACUUGGGUUCAACAGCCGUUGCAGCACUCCAUCAAAGACCCCCACCUCCUCCUCCUCCUCCUCUUCCAGCCAGCUGUCUCUCCACCGACCCUCCACCCCUUCCAGCCUGGCCCUGGCACUCAACCCCUCCUUCCCAGGGGGUCUCCGGCCCCCCUCUCACCCAGGGGGGAGACCCUUCACCCCCUCGCCCGGCCUGCCCCCCCCUCCUCCCUUGCUGCAGGCGGCAGGGCACCCAGCCUCUGGGGCAGCGGCGACCGCUGCGUUCUCAGAGCAGGACCUGAUCCGGCAGGAGCUGAACUCUCGCUUCCUCACCUCCCAGUCGCGGGGAGGGGGAGGGGCCGACCGGGCUGGGGGCGGGGCCGGGGGAGAGGGGAGGGGCCCGUCAGCCAGCACCGCCCCCACUGGGUCUGGGACAGCCUCCGGCCCAGCCAGCAUCGGCCCACUGGCGUUCCAGUUUCACCAGCAUAACCACCAGCACCAGCACACGCACACACACCAGCACUAUACCCCCUUCCUGCCUCCCAGCGCUGCUGCCACUGCUGUGGUACCGAACACCCCCGCCGCCCCCAUGUUCGACAAGUACCCUGGGAAGAUGGACGGGCUCUACCAACACAGCUUCUACCCAGCCUAUCCUCCAUCAGUCUCUGGGCUCCCACCAGUGCUGCCGCCUGCUGGAACCUUUAGCUCACUGCAGGGUGCUUUUCAACCAAAGACAACCAAUCCGGACAUAGCAGCGAGAUUGGGGGCGGUGCCUCACCCCUUGCAGUCGAAAGAUCCACGUCUCACAGAUCCAUUCAGGGCUGCGUUACGAGUGAGUAAUAAACCUGGGAAGUGGUGUGCAAUGCAUGUAAGAGUAGCAUGGAUGAUUCUUCGGCAUCAGGAGAAAGUGAAGCACAUGCAGGCUGAUCCUCACAAGCCUGAUUUCCCCAGUGACCUCCUCACCCGGGUCCCAGGCUCCGGGUCCGUGGGCCCCCUCUCUGGCGCUCACGAUCUCUCCCGCCCCUCCACCCUGUUCUCUGCUGGCGGGGCGGUCCAUCCUGGCUCCUCCCCCUUCGCCCCGCCCACCGGACCCCCUAACCCUUUCUUAACCCCGCCCUCGCACCUAGAUCAUUACAGACGCAGCCCCUCCUACACCCCCCUGGGAGCCCUCAGCAACGCCGCCUUUGGGGGGCUCGGGAGCCCCAAUAUCGCCCCCAGCUUGAUGUUCUCUCACAAGGAGGGCCCUGGAGGGUCGCAGGGUUUCAGUCACCCCCACGACCCCUAUAACAGGCUGCACCGUGCACCCCCCUCCUUCCCCACUGCCCCCGCCUGGCCCAAAGGGGGCGACGGAGAGCGAGGGGCCAGCAGCAGCAGCAGCUCCCUCGACCGGGAGAGAGAGAGGGAGAAGAGGGUGAUAAAGGACGAGAAAGAGAGGGACGGGGUUUACAGCCGUCACCCGAUCCGGAUGUCUCCUGUCACCCCAAACCAAAAGUGCUCCCCCCUCGCCUCCAGCUCCACAGCAUCCCACAGCAACGGACACGCUGUCCCCAGAGAGGAAAAGAGAGGAGGGGGCAGAGACUCGAGAGAGCACAGCCGGGACAGAGACAAAGAGAGGGGACGGCCAUCUGUCCUGUCCUUGCACCGGGACAGAGACAGGCCGAAAUCCCUGUCCAGCGAUGUGGCCGCUAGAGACAGCUCGUCUUCGUCUUCUUUUUCAGAGCAGCACAAAAUCAAAGAGCAACAGGCUGUGAACAGCCUUCAAAAUAACGACAAUAGCCACCCUUCCUUACCCGCUCAGCACAGACCUCCACGGAGCGACCCCUCCACUGCGAGUUCAGGGCAAGGGACUCCUGCCUAUUCCUCAAAUCCUUCUGCUGCUGCUGCUCCUUCCCUGUCAAAGUCGCUCCCAGACAAAGACAAUCCGGGGAGAGAGGGCGGGCACAAACCGUCUAGCGCCGCCAGUCCGCUGGCGGUCAGAGAGAACGGUGGCCCUCCGACGCCCGUGGGUUCGGCUGGAGAGAAGAAGAGAGAGAAGGAGAGGGAGAGAGACCGCGAUCGUAAGCCCACUCCGGAUCAACUCCUGAGCUCCAGGAAAUCUGAAAGCUGUCCCGCCAGCUCUACAACCCCCCCUCCUCCUCCUCCUCCUCCUCCCUCCUCCCUCCUCCCUGUCCCGCUGGUUAAAGUCAAAGAGGAACGCAAAGAAGAGCCACCGGAGCCCAUCCCCAUCCCCAUCCCUCCCUCCCACCCCCACCCCCCUGCACCCACUCCCCCCUGCGCCACCCCCCUCACUUUCGACCGGCCCAGCAGUCGGGGGGGGCACCUCUCCUCCCAGCAGCACCCCAGCCUUCAUCCGCUAGCCAACCAAGUAACCAGCUCGGGUCCCAAGCCAGCUUCCCUGGCAGCCGCCAUGGCGCUCAAAUUCAGCCCGGCUAUCGCUCAGCAUCACCACCCAGCAGCCUCCCCUUCCUCCUCCUCCUCCUCCUCCUCCUCCACCUCACACCCCCUCAGCUCUCUCUCCGUGCUGGAGAGGAGCAGGGCACUGGGGGCUGCCUAUCUCGGGGGGCAUGUCCUGGCUCACCCGUCCAUCCAUCACCACCCUCACUCUCCAGCCUCCUUCUGGAACCUGCAGGAGGUCUUGCAGCAGCAGCAGCAGCAGCAGCAGCAGCUGGUCCACCAGAGGCGAGAGAUGGCCUUAAAUGACCCCCAGAUCGCGCGUUUUUUCACAGUGGCGGCCCAGCAUAGGUUGUACGAGCAGGAGAGGGUGGGGUACGUCCGAGAGGAGUUUGGGGGGCACCCCCACUCCCUGGCCCCGCACCCCCACCCCCACCACCCCCACCACCCCCUGCUCCCCCUCCACCAUGAUCGAGCGGCCGGUAGGGCUGCAGGCUCCCCCUCUUCCUCGGCAGCGAUGCUGGGGGCAGCUGCCUUGCUAGAGGGGAACGAAAGGGCCCAGAUUCUGCGAGAGGAUUUCGAGAGAGCCCGGUUCUACGGAAUGGCGGCUUUGGAGCCGCGCCCCCACCCCCACCAUCCCCACCCGCUCCUGGCUGCUCCCCAACUCUCCGCCGCCACUUCCCUGUUCAGCAGGCUGUGUCCCGAGACUCUGUACAGCCCCCAUCACCCCCACCAGAGCAACGGGUUCCUCUCCAAGACGCCCUCCUCCAUCGUGGGGCCCCCCCCGCCUCUCAUCCCCUCGGGGGCAGCCGCGGGACCCCUCCGGAGCAGCGUGGGGUCCCCCCGAGACGGCAGCAGGUGUACCCCACUGCAAGGGACGGACCACGCUGCGAUAUACAGCAGCCACAAGGGCAGAGACUCCAGAUAAGGAAGUGGAGGCUGCAGGGGGUCGAUUUUACACAUGUUUUGUAAGGAAUCGAUUCCAGAAUAAAUUUGACUUCUGAUUAUUAUUAUUAUUAUUAUUAUUAUUAUUAUUAUUAUUAUUAAUAUAAUUACUAUUCAGGGAUUUAUUUUUUUCUGGUUUUGUAUUUAAUGUGUGUCUGUGUAAUAUAAAUUAAAUGAAAUGUAAUUUGAACUGGAAACUCAUUAUUUGAUUAAUUUAGCUGCGUUUUGUUUGGUUUCAUUUUAUAAUACAAAAUCUAAGCUGAUAAAUGUCAGGUUGUCGGUUUUAAGAUGGCAACGACUUGCCCCAGUUCGGAUCAAUAAAAUCGAGGCGUGUAUCCUUUUCACCCUCUUCCGUUCCGUCUUCACCGCCUCAAGGUGCUGUCGAAAAAAAAUAAAUAUAAAUGUAGGUAGAGAGAGAAAAAAGGGGAGUUUAUUCUCAGACAAAAAUAACUGCUGCCUUUUUUUUUUACAAAAGCAAAAAAAAAAACCUGACCUUAACAGCUGAUAUUUUUUUCUUGAUCGAAAUCUGUUUUAAGAAACGUCGUUUGGGUGUUUUUGACUUUUUAUUUAAAAAUAAACAAACCAGUACUCGCUAUUGUUUGACCGACAGAACCAAUGCGACAGGACACCCCAUGAUUAGAACGAACGUCCUAAACCAGCGCCUCCCAUCCCAGGUCCUGGGGGGGGGGACCCCCAGCUGCGUGGGCUGGUUUUCAUUCAAACUCCUCUCUCGAUUAUUGAACUAGACCCUUCGUUGGACUGACCGUUUGCUUAAUUAGUCCCUUUUAAUUGUUCUCCUCUCUUAAACAGUCACGGAUUUCAAGUUAGCUGUAACGUUUUAUCAGUAACUAGAACUCUGCAGGUGCUUAAGAGCAGAGAGCAAUUAAAAAGGACUAAUUAAGCAAACGAUCAGUCCAAUCAAGGGUCUAGUUCAAUAAUCGAGAGCACAGUUUGAAUGAAAACCAGCCCCCACAGCGAGCGGGGGGGGGGGGGGUCCCCCAGGACCUGGGAUGGGGAGCCAUGACGUUGUUUAUACUCACACUUGACCUGUUAAACGUGGAGUGAAAUAAUAGUGGACCCUGAUUGGACAGCUGAGACUUUUUUUUUUGGGGGGGUGGGGGGGUGGGUUGGUAUGUUGUGUUGUGUGUUUUGUUUUGUUUUUUUCACAGAAAAAUAAAUGGAAGAUGCUUUUUUUCUGAAUACUUUUUGUCUUCAGCCCUAAUCUUCCUCUUCCUCUCUGUAUAUAUUUAUAACACGACAACCUGUGCAAAUGGACAAGCGGACACACAGAAGAGAAACUGACCCGAGAAACGAAACUCCUGUGACGUUUUGGAUUCUAAAAAAAAAAAGAAAUUAAUUAAUAAUAAUAAAAAAAAACACAACAAAAAAUUUUGUACAAAGGUAUGAGACUUUAACACAUUAUUUUGAUUUUGUUUUGUAUAUAUAUAUAUAUAUAUAUAUAUUUUCUCCUUUAGUGCUUCUCCCUGUAAUAUUUCUCUCUCUCUCUCUCUCUCUCUCUCUCUCUCUCUCUCAUUUGGGUUCAAAUUGUAUUUUGUGAAGAUCUGGUAUGUAUUUGGGGCCAAGCCUUCUCUGUUAUGGAUGAGGGUGGGGGUGGGUUGUGGGACGUUGUUGAUGUGUUUUUUUGGGGGGGGGAUGACCCAAACAGAAUACCCAACGCCUUCUUUACCCAUGCCUUGAAUAGUUAUUAAAAAGAAAAACAGAAAAAGAA